GCAACGCAGUUAGUAGGAGCAACACAAGGCUCAUCUUUUUCCUCACGCCUCGCUUGAUAAAUUGGACAAAAUCAUUGCCAAUGGCCGAGGAAUUCCUCUCCGCCUCUCUCUCUCCCUGUCCCUCUUCCUCUGGAAUCCCCGUGCUGACGUCCUCUGCUGACGGCCCCCUUACCGGCUUCCCUCAACUGGACGCCCACCGAUUCGAUUCACCGAACUCUCCACAGGUGUCGCCGGUUCUCGCCUCGACGUUGCUCGGCUUCUCUCCAGACGCUGGGGACACUUGGCCCACGAAUACUGCCGCAAGGCUGGAUUUUUGGCUAUUUCCGUUUGAAAUUUCGGUUUUUAUUUUGCCUGUGGGAUCGUGCGUUCUGUGUCAGGUUCCACUGGUCAUGUUGUAGUGGAGUUUAUGAACGCGGAGCUCUUUGGAUUUCGUUUCUACGUUGGCCGAGCUAGCAUAGCAUAUCGCUUUUCGGCUAAACUGGGAGUUUGGACUUCGCGUAAGUAUCAGGAAAUUGCACAUUGUUAAGGGAUCAGUGGUGCUUGAUGGCGUCCAGUUCUGGAAAUGAUGAGACGAACAAGGGGAGCAUGUGGGAAUUGGAUCGGAAUCUUGAUCAACCUAUGGACGAAGAAGCUGGCAGACUUAGAAACAUGUACAGAGAAAAGAAAUUUUCAGCCUUAUUGGUCUCCAGACUUGCAUUUCAGAGUCUUGGUAUUGUAUUUGGAGAUUUGGGAACCUCACCACUCUAUGUGUUCUAUAAUACCUUUCCUCAUGGCAUUAAUGAUCCAGAAGACGUUAUUGGAGCUCUUUCCUUGAUCAUCUACUCGCUCACACUAAUUCCCCUUCUUAAAUAUGUUUGCAUUGUGCUUAGAGCAAACGAUAACGGUCAAGGUGGUACCUUUGCUCUUUAUUCGCUGCUUUGCCGACAUGCAAAGGUGAAUACUAUUCCUAACCAACAUAGAACUGAUGAACAACUUACAACUUACAGUCGUCAUACAUUUGAUGAGAAUUCACUAGCUGCAAAAGUGAAGAGAUGGUUGGAGUCACAUACUUUUAAAAAGAAUGCUCUGCUCAUUCUUGUUCUUGUUGGCACUUGUAUGGCGAUCGGUGAUGGGAUUCUCACUCCGGUCAUCUCAGUUCUUUCUGCGUCAGGUGGCAUAAAGGUUAACCAUCCAAAGAUGAGCGAUGAUGUUGUUGUGCUUGUUGCGGUGGUCAUAUUAGUUGGUCUGUUUAGCAUGCAACACUAUGGCACUGAUAAAGUUGGGUGGCUUUUUGCUCCUGUUGUGCUCAUCUGGUUUCUGUCGAUCGGAGCCAUUGGCAUUCUGAAUAUAUGGAAAUACGACAGCUCGGUUCUGAAGGCUUUCAAUCCAGUUUACAUCUGCAGAUACUUUAUACGAGGGAAACGUGAUAGUUGGAUUUCACUAGGAGGAAUUCUGCUCAGUAUAACAGGAACAGAAGCAUUAUUUGCUGACUUGUGUCACUUCCAUGUAUUAGCUGUUCAGAUCGCUUUCACUGUAAUUGUGUUCCCUUGUCUUCUAUUGGCAUACUCUGGGCAAGCUGCAUAUCUUAUUCAUAACAGAGACCAUUUUCAUGAUGCUUUCUACAGAUCCAUUCCAGAUGGAAUACACUGGCCUAUGUUUAUCAUAGCUACAGCAGCAGCAAUUGUUGCUAGUCAAGCCACCAUCUCUGCAACAUUUUCUAACAUCAAGCAAGCUCUUGCGCUCGGUUGCUUUCCCCGGGUCAAGAUCGUGCACACAUCGAAGAAGUUUCUCGGUCAAAUAUACAUCCCAGACAUCAACUGGAUUCUUAUGAUUCUCUGCAUAGCUGUUACUGCUGGAUUCAAAAAUCAAAGUCAGAUUGGAAAUGCAUACGGAACCGCAGUUGUGAUAGUUAUGGUCGUGACAACAUUGCUCAUGAUCCCAAUCAUGCUGCUGGUCUGGCGAAGCCAUUGGCUCCUGGUCUUCAUUUUCACUGCUCUAUCUCUGUCCGUGGAGCUUCCUUAUCUAACUGCUGUGCUUUUCAAGAUAAAUCAAGGAGGCUGGGUGCCUCUUGUCAUCGCUGCCACAACUCUCGUGGUGAUGUACGUUUGGCACUACGGCACAGUGAAGCGAUACGAAUUCGAGCUGCACAGUAAGGUGUCCAUGGCGUGGAUACUCGGCUUAGGUCCAAGUCUCGGUCUAGUCCGUGUUCCUGGAAUGGGGUUCGUGUACACCGAGCUGGCCAGUGGCGUCCCGCACAUCUUCUCCCAUUUCAUCACUCACCUCCCUGCCAUCCACUCGGUGGUGGUUUUCGUCUGCGUCAAGUACCUCCCAGUCUACACCGUGCCAGUGGAAGAACGCUUCCUUGUCAGAAGGAUAGGGCCUAAAAAUUUCCAUAUGUUCCGCUGCAUUGCAAGAUACGGGUACAAAGAUCUUCAUAAGAAGGACGAUGACUUUGAAAAGAUGCUGUUCGACAGCCUCUCUCUCUUUGUUCGUUUAGAGAGCAUGAUGGAAGGGUAUUCAGAUUCAGAGGAGUGCAGCUUACCAGCACAGCGGAUGGAAAAAUCCACAGACGAUUCAGCCGUGGAUCUCAGUUAUGCAUCUUCUUCUGAUCUUAUCCAGCCUGCUCCAUCUCAGGGAUCGACUAGUCUGGCGAGUGCGACGGCCGGCGAUGAGUUGGAGUUCCUGAACAGGUGCAAGGAAGCAGGGGUGGUGCACAUUCUCGGGAACACCAUCGUGAGAGCCCGUCGAGAAUCCACCGUCGUAAAGAAGAUUGCUGUGGAUUACAUAUAUGCUUUUCUUCGGAGGAUCUGCAGGGAGAACAGUGUGAUCUUCAACGUCCCUCAUGAAAGCCUACUGAACGUUGGGCAGAUCUUUUACAUUUAGUCUGCUUGUGCGAAUACAGUUCUUCAUCUGGUAAUUUUAUGAACGGCAAUUCGAAGAGGGAUGUCAGCGGAUCAGAGUUUUUGCUAUGUGUUUUGAAUUCUAGUUUUUCCUUUUUCCAAUACGAGGUGAGUUUUGCCUGUAGCAGCAUUGUCUGUAAAAGUCACGAAUGUUGUAAAUUAGACUUCUUAAAAGCCGAGUUUGCCGAACAGAAUAUUACGUUAGAUUAGGGGUGUAAUCUAGCAAUGUUGUUGAGUCAAACUUUUGAGUAUUUGAGUUUGACUCAUUUAUAAUUAAGUCGCUUGAUUUUUAUUUAA
Messenger RNA from Zingiber officinale, 3176 nucleotides. Its product is annotated as probable potassium transporter 11. The coding region runs from base 544 to 2862 and encodes 772 amino acids. Gene Ontology annotation, molecular function: potassium ion transmembrane transporter activity. The transcript has 10 exons. Gene Ontology annotation, biological process: potassium ion transmembrane transport. Gene Ontology annotation, cellular component: membrane. The record is from RefSeq and is a predicted model, not a curated record. NCBI's taxonomy places the organism in Eukaryota, Viridiplantae, Streptophyta, Magnoliopsida, Zingiberales, Zingiberaceae.